AACGUUAGUUUAUGAAUUAUGAAUGACGUUAACAUCGCUAUUGUCGAUUUGUCGCUAUCCUUUUUCUUAUCUGUGGUUGUGCGUGUUGUGUUUUGUACGUACGCCGCUAAACUAAAUGGUUAUCAUAUUCUAUUGAUUUUUUCAAUGUAACUACCACUUUCUUGUAUUAAUUGACUGUAAACGUUCCAUUAAAAUGAUGCAGUUGUACAAAUCAGUACUUUUUAUGUAUCUGACAUUUACAUCAUUGAAGACAGUUGAAUCAAUAAACUGCUAUCAAUGUUCGGGGACGGACUCAGAAAACCCUUUUGAGUGCAAUGAAUAUUUUGAUAACGACAUAGAUAUAUUACCGAAGGACUGUUCCGAUAUUCAUGACGCCCAAUAUUGUAUAAAACACGUCGGACGGUACGAAGUUGUAGCUAUAGAUUGCUAUCAGUGCAAUUCUUCAACUACGAUGGAGUGUGGUGAUGUCCUCAUGCACCUGGACGGGGGAAGCCUGAAGCCUACUUCCUGUGAACAUGUCUUUAAUGCUCAGUUCUGCAUAAAGCAUACAGGUGGCAUCAGCACAAAAAGAUAUUGUUCAUCUUUGGACCUGGGCAACUAUUGUAACUAUGUGCAACAACCUGGUGACAAGCUCGAAUAUAGGACUUGCAUAUAUACCUGCAGUAGUGAUGGAUGCAAUGCUGCAACUGGCUUGGCUAUGUCUUCUGCAGUAACCUUCUUAAUAGUCGUUCACAUACUGGGAUGUGUCAUUAUAAGAUGUUAGUAAGGGAAAGUAUAAGUUAAUAAUUUCGGGAUGCAUUUAAUACUUCCGUGAUGGAAGCCAAAUAAUGUUACAUCAUCACAAAUGCUCAGCGCUCCACACAAGUGCUUAGUAUGCAAAAUUAGAAUUACUUACCAAAGUGUUCCUUUAUUUAUUAGGUACUUUACCUUUCGUGAUCUGAUAAUAUUUGUAUAACAUUUCAGUCUGAAGGACCUGUAUUGAAAAUAAUUGAGUGUUUUUUCUUAUAUAUAAAGAAAAUUAAGUAAUUUUAUUUAUAAAAAUAAAUAUGUACUGACAUAAAUCUUACACUUAUUGCGAGAUUCAAAACAAGACUAAAUAAUAUAAUCAUUCCAAUUAUUAGUAUAAUUUAUAUAAUGUCGUCCAAUCCGUCCAUUAUUGAGACAAAUACAAUGUAUUGUACUUACUGUUAGUUUUUUUUACAAUGCUUAACAUUGUUGGUGGUCUGCAGUAAACGAUGCGAGUAGUUUUGGUUUACAAAUAGUAAUUAUUAGCUAAGCAAUUACAGAAUCUCAAUCUCUAAUAGAUACUAUUUUGUAUUAUUGUAUGUGAAUCGAAAUGUGGAAUAAAAAUAUAUGCUGUGUAA
Molecule: messenger RNA, 1364 nt
Organism: Cydia pomonella (codling moth)
Lineage: Eukaryota; Metazoa; Arthropoda; Insecta; Lepidoptera; Tortricidae
Gene: bou
Product: U-scoloptoxin(05)-Sm1a
Exons: 4
Coding region: 194-763 (189 amino acids)
Biological process (GO): regulation of synaptic transmission, cholinergic; sleep; positive regulation of voltage-gated potassium channel activity
Source: RefSeq, a predicted model, not a curated record